Molecule: messenger RNA, 1734 nt
Organism: Hypoxylon trugodes
Lineage: Eukaryota; Fungi; Ascomycota; Sordariomycetes; Xylariales; Hypoxylaceae
Product: MFS general substrate transporter
Exons: 2
Coding region: 1-1734 (577 amino acids)
Biological process (GO): transmembrane transport
Molecular function (GO): transmembrane transporter activity
Source: RefSeq, a predicted model, not a curated record
AUGGAAGUCGACAUCGACGAGUCCAAGUCUGACUCUGUGCCAAAUUACGAUUCUGCCACCAUGAGCGAGGCUCAACAAAACCAACCCCAGCCCCAGAACACCACGCCACCGGGUGAACUUACCAGCGACAAUGAAAAGGAAAACAACCCAGAACAGCGAUCUAUCACGGGAAUCCGUUGGCUCCUAGUCUGCGUAUCGAUCUUCUCCGCGAACCUGCUCUUCGGACUCGACAACACCAUCGCAGCCGACAUCCAGGGGGCCGUAUCCGAGACCUAUAACAACACGGGACAGCUUGGGUGGCUCGGCGUCGGUUUUGCUUUGGGUUCCGCUGCAGGUAUUCUGCCCUUAGGAAAGGCGUAUGGGAUUUUUGAUAAUAAAUGGGUUUUCAUCUCGUGCCUGACGAACUUUGCCGCCGCAAGCGCACUGUGUGGUGCCGCACCGAAUAUGAAUGCUAUGAUUGUCGGAAGAGUUUGGGCUGGGUUCGGAGGGGCGGGGAUGUACCUCGGUACGUUGAACUUAUUGACAGCGUUGGUGCUACCCAAGGAGCAACCGUUGUAUGUUGCGAUGAUUGGAUUCGUUUAUGGAGGGGGUGCGAUUCUUGGGCCGGUCGUUGGAGGGUUGCUUGCUGAUAGUCCGGCGACGUGGCGAUGGGGUUUCUACCUAAAUCUCGUCAUAUUCGCCGUCAUGGCGCCCAUCUACCUCUUCCUUAUCCCAUCCACCCCGCGCCGCCCAGACACAAAAUUCAUCGACAAACUCAAGUUAAUCGAUUGGCUCGGCAUCCUGCUCAAUUCCGGUAUGUACUGUUGCUUUACAGUAGCAUUCCUCUUCGGCGGCGUGCUCUGGAAGUGGAGUGAUGGGCCUACUAUUGCUCUCAUCGUGCUAUUUGGCGUGUUUCUCAUCGCCUUUGCGACUACCCAGAAGUUCUGCCUUUUGACCGAUAAAGUCAAUCGUUUGUUCCCGUGCAGUUUUCUGCGCGAUCCGCAGUUGGUGCUUAUGUACAUCCUGAUGGCCUGCAGCGGUGGUGCUAGCAUUUUCGUCUGCGUGUACUACAUCCCGUUGUACUACCUAUUCGCCCGCGGGGACUCUGGGACUGGUGCUGCUAUCAGCUUAUUGCCAUAUAUAUGCUUCUAUGUUGCUUGCGUGCUGUCUUGUGGGGCAUUCAUGGGUCGAGUUGGGUAUCAUCGCGUGUGGUUUCUGAUUUCGGGGUUAUUGCUGACGGCUGGUGCUGCUGCGAUGUACACUGUGGAUCGGAAUACCCCGAACGCAAAUAUCGUUGGUUACACAAUCCUCCUUGGUACAGGCAUGACAACCUCUCAAGCCGCAUAUGCGAUCGGCAAUUUACUCGUGGAACCCGCGAGAGCAGCCGAUGUCAUUCAGUACAUCAACAUCUCGCAAGGUUCUUCCCAAUUAAUCGGUUUAGCAAUUGCCAGCGCCGUGUUCCAGGGCGAAGCCUUUAGUGGUAUUCGGGAGUUACUCAGCUCCGACAAUUACUCCGACGCAGAUAUCCAAGCAGCGAUUGCGGGCGCGCGAAGCGAGGUCUUAAUGAACGCGUCGCCGGAGGUGCGGGAUGCGGCUAUGGAUGUGAUUAUCCAUGCAAUUGAUACGGUAUGGAUUCUAGUUAUUGUGGCGGGCGCGUUGCAUACUGUAUGUUCCCUGUUUUUGACAGGGGAUAGGUUUGUGAAGGCGAAAGGAAGAGACGAGGGAGAAGCAGCGCCUGCGAUGAUGAUAUUCUGA